AUGCAUUCUUGUUUUCAUACUCAAUUCGCCUCUCUCAAGCUUCCCCAUUUCUUCGCGCCUAAGAGUUUUGUGGCGUCUUCGCGGAGAGAAUUAAGAGUGUUCGCAGUGGCAACGAGCAUGGAGGAGGCGUCAGUUAGCAUAGCAGCAGCUCCGAUUUCUCUACCUGAAGGGUCAUGGAAACAGAUAGCUGGUGGAGUUACAGCAGCUAAAGGGUUUAAAGCUGCUGGUAUGUAUGCUGGAUUACGAGCUUCAGGGAAGAAGCCUGAUCUCGCUCUUGUAACCUGUGAUGUCGAUGCUGUAGCUGCAGGUGUGUUUACUAUGAAUGUGGUCGCUGCUGCUCCUGUCGUUUACUGCAAAAAGGUUCUUGAGACUUCGAAAACGGCGCGUGCAGUGUUGAUCAAUGCCGGUCAGGCCAAUGCAGCUACUGGUGAUGCUGGUUAUCAAGAUAUGUUAGAUUGUGUUGGUUCUCUUGCGACGCUACUAAAAGUGAAUCCAGGGGAAGUGUUGAUAGAGUCAACUGGAGUUAUCGGCCAGAGGAUCAAAAAGAGAUUGAAAAGGAUGAGGAGAUGUCUGAUGAAGAGAAAUUCGAGACGAGCAGAGGCCAUUGUGGAGCUACGGGAAGGUAAGGCGGAGAUUGGAGGUGAUGAUGAUGGUGAUGUGAGCAAGAAAUGGGAGGAUUGGAUUGUGGAUUCGGAUGAUAGUUUAAUCGAGUCUUGGAGCUUGAUGAAUUGA
Messenger RNA from Microthlaspi erraticum, 732 nucleotides. NCBI's taxonomy places the organism in Eukaryota, Viridiplantae, Streptophyta, Magnoliopsida, Brassicales, Brassicaceae. The record is from the annotation of a GenBank genome assembly.